Protobothrops mucrosquamatus (brown spotted pit viper) is the source of this 6076-nucleotide messenger RNA. RefSeq names its product jade family PHD finger 1 (gene JADE1). Gene Ontology annotation, cellular component: histone acetyltransferase complex. Gene Ontology annotation, biological process: regulation of transcription by RNA polymerase II. Lineage: Eukaryota; Metazoa; Chordata; Lepidosauria; Squamata; Viperidae. The record is from RefSeq and is a predicted model, not a curated record. The transcript has 11 exons. Bases 47 to 2560 code for a protein of 837 amino acids.
CUCGGCGGCAACAGCAGCAGGCUGCCUGCUGUUACUCAGGAAGAUCAUGAAACGUGGUCGACUUCCCAGCAGCAGUGAAGAUUCUGAUGACAAUGGCAGCUUAUCAACCUGGUCCCAACACUCUAGGUCGCAGCCUCAGAGGAGUUCAUGCUCUAAGAGUAAAGAUCGAAAACCAUCAGAGGUGUUCAGAACAGACCUGAUCACUGCUAUGAAGCUGCCCGAUUCUUCCCAGCUGAAUCCUGAUGAGUAUUAUGUGCUGGCAGAUCCCUGGAGACAAGAAUGGGAGAAAGGUGUUCAGGUGCCAGUCAGCCCAGGGACUAUACCAGAACCAGUAGCAAGGAUUGUAUCUGAAACAAAAGCUGUCGUAUUUUCAAGACCUCGGAAAUAUAUCCUGUCUUCAGGCUCUGAGCCCCCUGAGCUUGGAUAUGUUGACAUUCGAACUUUGGCAGAGAGUGUGUGCCGCUAUGACCUUAACUACAUGGAUGUAGCAUGGCUGGAAUUGGCCAAUGAAGAAUUCAAAGAGAUGGGGAUGCCUGAAGUAGAUGAAUACACCAUGGAGAGGAUCAUGGAAGAAUUUGAGCAACGGUGUUACGACAAUAUGAAUCAUGCUAUCGAGACUGAGGAAGGUCUUGGCAUCGAGUAUGAUGAGGAUGUUGUCUGUGAUGUUUGUCAGUCUCCAGAUGGUGAAGAUGGCAAUGAAAUGGUGUUCUGUGACAAAUGCAAUAUUUGUGUUCAUCAGGCAUGUUACGGCAUCCUGAAAGUUCCUGAAGGCAGCUGGCUAUGCCGAACCUGUGCCCUUGGUGUCCAGCCAAAAUGUUUGUUGUGUCCCAAAAAAGGUGGAGCCAUGAAACCAACUCGCAGUGGGACCAAGUGGGUCCAUGUUAGUUGUGCCCUCUGGAUCCCAGAGGUGAGCAUUGGUAGUCCAGAAAAGAUGGAGCCCAUUACAAAGGUCUCUCAUAUUCCCAGCAGCAGAUGGGCGCUGGUGUGCAGUCUUUGUAAUGAGAAGAUUGGGGCAUCCAUACAGUGUUCAGUAAAAAACUGCCGCACAGCUUUUCAUGUCACUUGUGCAUUUGACCGUGGUUUGGAGAUGAAGACUAUUCUGGCUGACAACGAUGAAGUCAAGUUCAAAUCCUAUUGUCCAAAACACAGCUCUACUAAGAAGUCAGAUGAGGAAAACCUCAGUGAAUUAACCAGCCAGGAAAAUGAGAAUGGAGCACAUGAUAAUUCUCUGGGUCACUUAGAAUCAUAUGAUAGCAUGGCUCAAAAUCAGGAGGAAGCUCAUCGAGUCAGUAUUAGAAAGCAGAAACUCCAGCAACUGGAGGAUGGGUUUUAUGCCUUUGUUAAUGCUUCAGAAGUGGCAAAGGCUCUGCAACUUCCCGAGGACUCUGUAGAAUUCCUGUAUCAGUAUUGGAAAUUGAAGAGAAAAUCAAAUUUCAACAAACCUUUGAUUACUCCAAAGAAAGAUGAAGAGGACAAUCUAGCCAAACGGGAACAGGACGUUCUGUUCAGGCGACUACAGCUUUUCACUCACCUCCGGCAAGAUUUGGAGAGGGUACGGAACCUCACUUAUAUGGUGACCCGACGGGAAAAAAUUAAAAGAUCUGUUUGCAAAGUCCAGGAACAGAUAUUUAAUCUUUAUACAAAUCUUGUAGAACAUGAAAGAACUUCAGGUAUGCCUUCCUCUUUCUCCUCGAUGGAAAAUUUGGUGCUCUUCAACAGUUCACCAUUGGGCCCAGAUGCACCUAAGAUAGAGGAUUUGAAAUGGCAUUCGGCUUUCUUCCGAAAACAAAUGGGCAUGUCGUUAAGUCAUUCACUGAAAAAAACAGAGAAGAGAGAGCAAAUGAGGAGAAAUUCUAGGCACAAUAACAAACCGUUGCUGAAGCAGCCCAGCCAAAGGGAGGGUCUUGCUUCUUCUGAUAGCUUUUUCAGUUUUGAAAAAACCUUUGCAGAAGCACAACUUGGAGCAGCACAACAGAAGAAUGGGAUUGUAACAGAAGACCACAAGAAAAGAGACAAUCAUUCUCAUUGUGACAUGAUAAAGGUAGGACUGAAGGAGAAACCUCCCAAACAUAACUACAAGCCCCUGAAAUCAAAUGAAUCCUUUCAGAGGCAGUUAGAAAAUAAAAGGGCCGUGAACCACCCAAGUGGCAGAUCAGCACCCGGAAUCCGGAGGGAUAUGGUGCCUAAAUGCAAUGGAUCCUUUUUCAGAAUAAAUUAUAACCCGAGUCCAGUUAAAGUGCCUACAACACCCAGAAGCCCUGUGAAAAAUUGGGGAGGAUUCCGAAUUCCAAAGAAAGGAGAAAAGCAACAGCAGGGAGAGGGGCAGGAGGAGGCAUGCCGCCAAAACUCUAAUUUCUCUUACUCGGCCCUCGGACAAGUUUCCCCUAAAGAUAGGGCAAAAAGCAACUUAAAAAUGGACAGUGAGAAUGAUGGAUAUGCCCCGGAUGCAGAGAUGAGUGAUUCAGAAACUGAGAUGUCUGAGAAGAAAUGCAGGCUGGGAUCAAAUAGCUCUCUCCCUAGAAGGACAGAUUUUAUUAGGAGAAGUAUUCUUGCCUCUUGACUGGAGAGUGAUACAGAAUAGCAACACUGGAACCAGUGAAGCUCCAGCCUGGAUAAAAAAAAAGUAGCUACUCUUUUCUAUUUAUUGGUGGGACAAAAGAGUUUUAAUUACGACUACAAGAUCUAUCAAGAAUGAACACAUUUUCCCUAGGCUGUAGAAAGUUGUUUACGUGCACUUGAGUACGAGUAUUUCCUCCACCAUUCUCAUGACUGUGAGGUGUGAACAUUAUUUGCAAUUGUCUCAAAGAAAUCUGAGAAAAUAAUAUUGUUUUCCAAUUGAUUAAUAUGCUGAAUGCUCAUUUUAAAAAGAAGGAUAAGUUAAUUGGAUUGUGUGGGUAGACCCUACUUUAUGCAGAUAGCACUGAGGUUUUUCUUUUCCCGUCCCUGAAAAGCACAAGCUGUUAAUAUGUAAGAGAGUAAUGAAUUAAAUUUUGGUACACCGUUUAUCCUAAUCUGGUCUCUCUCCUCAGGCUGUGCUUAGAGUAAAUCCUAGUCUCGUUUUUUUGCUGUAUUAGAAUUCAGGGGAAUUUUGGCAGCUGUAACCUUUGUUAACUCCAAAUGUUUCUAGAUACAAAAUUUUUCAAGCAGGUAAGAAUUUGCAGGACAGCUAGAUACCAUAAGGGGUAAAUCCAAGCUGCCCAGAAUAAAAACAGUAACUGCAGCAUAUAUACAGUGCUAUUCUGAAGGGACCCAGACAAAGAAUUAAGGAAAAUUAUUUACUUCUCUCAAAUUAAGGGAAGGGGUACCUAUGUCUUAAAGUACUUGAUCUUGUUUUGAAAGAAAGGUUUGUAAGCUUGCUGUAUUCUGCUAGUACCUGCCAUGUGAAAUACAAAGACAAUUCAAGUGAGAUAGACUUAAAUGUGUCUCUGUGGCAAAACAGGGUUGGCUGUCUUGUUUCUCCUACACACCCACACCCCUGAUAUAUACUGCAAAUUGUAAAUCUAUAACUGGGGGAGAAUUUUUACAAUAGAAAAAUUCUUAGCAUAUCAUCAGACUUGGGAGAAGCAAUGGCAGACAAAUGUUUGAAAUUUGCCAUGAAGAUAGGACUGUAUUUCCAAAGGCAGUAGUCAUCAGCCUUUCUUUAUAUGCACUAAUAUUAUGUGUUGGGAUAUGCAAGUUUCUAACACAUAAGGGUUACUUUAAAUACAAAAAGAAGGAUGUAAUAAAUAUAUAUGUAUAUUUUUUUGAAAAAAAUGGUAAGGCAAUAAGAUGCGAGUAGUGCUUUACAUUCAAACCAAUUUAACAACAAGACUUCAUGGUAUGGAUUAGAUUUGACAAAAGAGUGUUUUGAUUACAACAUUAAAACUGCAAUAACUAGAGAGAAAAAGCCAUCAGCAAUAAUAAGUGAACAGAUUAUUAGCUUAUUUUGUGUACUCAGCAGAGUGCAUUUGUAAGACACAAAGGAAGUUUUAGACUAUUACAACUUUUGGGACUCAACUUGGAUAUAAACAAUAUCAGAGAUAAUGAAGUUACAAGAAAUGUAAGGAGCAGUAGGUAUUUUGUUUUGGCAACUCAUCAUCAUUAGUUUUUACUUACUACAAGUAAAACAACGUUUUAAAACAAAAGUUGGAACGUUGCAAUUUGACUCAAGUCUUCCAGAGGUUUCAGCUGAAAACUAGAGUGCUACUGUUUCAUCUUGCUAUGCAAGUCACUGAUCAUCAAUAAUAUAUUGUGUUUGAGGAGGUUUAUAAAGUACAGUUUUCUUACAGUCCUAAUUUUUGGAUAGAGAAAUAUUGUACGUGAUCCCAUGAAUUCUAAAUUACUGAUCCACUGAUUCUAUAACUUGGGAACAUGCAUCAGAACAUAUCCCCCAUUUACUUCUAAAGCAGUGGUAAUAAUCCCAAGAUUAUUGUAGCUAUGAUAAGCUACAAAUUCAGUUUUCCCCUCACUUAUCUUUUGCCUCCACCUUCAGUAUCUAGCUUAGUACUAAUCAUAGUUUAACAUAAGAGUAAUUGGCUUCAUUAAAAUAAAAAAAUACAGCCUUUGAAAGGCCAUUAACUUGGCCUAUCAAAUUCAGAUAUCCCCGGAUGCUGUGGUUAGAACUGAAUGGGAAACUGAAAGGGGACUCAUGCAUGAACAAUGAGGAGGUUGUGAAAUGGUCACAUUUCAUCAGACCAUCAUUUUCUGAUCUUAGGCUCAGUGUGUAUAUAAUAGCUGUAAUUCCAGUGGUGGCUAUUGGUACACUGGAGUUCCAAUGCUUUAACAGAACUUUAUAUAGGCAGGUUUUUGUUUUUUUUGGCAGCUUGCUUCAUUGUCAAGAAAAUUAUUCAAAUUUAAAAGAACAUUCUCCAUUUCCUUCCUACAGAGAGUGCUGUAUUAGAGUAGUCCAUGCAUUGCCUUUGAGUCAGGAUGGAUAGAAUUAACAAGCAGGUUAAGAUUUUAAAUUCUAAACAUUUUAAAAUGCCAUUUCAGAAAGCAACUGGAAAGUAAGAUAUAUAUACACGGCUUUGUUGCUUUGGAUUAAACUACCCAUAUAUUACAGGUAUAUAGCAAGGUUUGCUGCUUUAAAAGCAGGCAUAUUCUUGUUAAAUAUAAGAGGGAUGUGAUUAAUUGAUUAUUUAAUACAAUAAGUGUUUGAGGUGAGGUUUUAAGUGAAAUAAUAUUGGUUAACUUGCCCAACAGGGAGUUUUUCAUCAAGCCAUAGAAGAAGUAAAUUUGAUGUUAAAUAAACAUUAUUCAAUGUUAUGAUCAAUUUUGAAAGAGGUAUCAGAUUACAUUUGCACUAUUAGGAGUGUUAGCAUUUGUGCAGAAAGAAUGCCUUAUCUGUUUUCCCCACCGUAUUUAGGUUAAUAAGCUUUCUGAUGUUUUGAUUAAUGCUGAACCAAAAAUUAAUAGCAAAAGAAGAAAAAAUAGUGUUUUUCCCUUACCCCCAACUUCCAACUACAGAAGUAGGUAAAAUCAGUAUGACCAGCUGUUUCAUACCAUAUUUAACACUCAGUACAUGAAAAUGUAUAAAUAAAACCAUAUUCUUUACUACCACUACAUUCAUUUCAUUGAUAAAAAUGGAGAUUUCUUGUUAGCUCCACAUUUUACUUAUGCAGAUUGCCCAAGAAAUCUUGGUGUACUACAUUGAAAUAUAGGGUAAUAAACAUUUUAGUAAUAUUGACUGGAAUGCUGUCUGUUUCCGGACACCCAUACACAUAUGUGCCAGUCUAAACUAAUGAAAGAUAAUGUAUGUCUCAUAUGUACAAAAUCUUGAUUAUUUUACGUAAAUUGGGUAAAAAGAUCUUACUACAUUUGUAAAACCUUGUACAGAGGAUUUUUUCACUAUGUGCCUAGCUUUGGUGUCCAUUUUGCUCCAAUUUGAAAACAGGUGCAUGAUGAUAAAACAAAUAGAAAUAAAGUAUAUGUAGAGAUGACUAUUUUAUAUUACAUGGCCCAAUCCUGUAUUUAUUUUCCUCCCUUUUUGAAGUAUUUAUAAAGACCUAGUUGAAGAUGGCUGUAUUUUUUGUUAAAAUAUUUAGUAGAAUUGUGCCUUUGUCUGUAUGUGAAUAAAUGCUGUACAUUUUGCAAUACA